GCGUGGAUGCUGACAACAAUCCAGCUGCUACGAUGCUAGAUGCUGCCUGGCCCUACCAGGUGUGCGACAACCUUUUCUGUGCCUACUUCUCGGCUGAGCUUCUCAUUAGAUUCAUGGCAUUUGAGCUGAAAAGAAACUGCCUCCGUGACCGAUGGUUCGUUUUCGAUACCUUUCUAGUGUUGAUGAUGGUUGCGGAGACCUGGGUCUUGACAAUUCUGUUCGCGGCCAUGGGUACAGGCCUCAAUGUGCCAACAGGCUCUUUGCGGCUUCUCCGCCUGCUCCGCUUAAGCCGGCUGGUUCGGUUGCUGCGAUCUGCGCCGGAGCUGCUGACCCUCAUAAAUGGCAUGCGCGUGGCUUCUAGAGCUGUCUCGUCUGCCUUGCUGCUGAUCAUCUUGCUGAAUUACGUGUUUGCUAUUGUCUUGCUUCUGUUCUUGGCCGACAUUGAGGACGAGGACGUCCAAGCUUCUUGGUGUGGUCCAGGCAUGUGGACUCUUGCUUUGGAUGGGACGUUCAUGGAUGGAACAAAGGACAUCUUUGAGUCGCUGAGGACCUUGGACGAACGGAGUGGGUAUGUGUACCCAUGGUUCCGCGGUUGGGCAGUGAUUGGAGUUUUCACGCUGUACUUGCUGCUGACCAAUGUCACAGUCAUGAACAUGCUUAUUGGCAUUUUGUGCGAAGUUGUUUCGGAAGUGAAAAGAGAAGACGAGGAGGGUGUUGCGAUUGACUUCAUGAAAGCUCAUCUUCGGUCCAUGCUUACCGAGAUCGACAAGGAUGGAAACGAAAAUAUUUCGAAGCAGGAGCUAGCGUCUGUGGUCGAAGACGAGAAAGCGCAGAAAGUCCUCUCAGAGCUGCAGGUCAAGCCCGAAGAUGUGAUCGAUCUCACGGAGUACCUCUUCGAGCAAGACAUCGACGCCGGGCGCGAGCAAGAAGUCACACGUGAAGAGCUCCUGGAGGUGAUUUUGAAGAUUCGCGGCGGGCGAGAAAUCUCCAACCAG
Molecule: messenger RNA, 995 nt
Organism: Symbiodinium pilosum
Lineage: Eukaryota; Dinophyceae; Suessiales; Symbiodiniaceae
Source: the annotation of a GenBank genome assembly